UUGUGCAGCCGAGGAAGCGUCGCAACGUUUCAGACGACGCCGCUACGAAAAUGGCAGAAACCGCUCGAGUCGCGCGGAAGCCCAGAGAUUAGGUUACACCGGAGCCACGCGCGUGUUAGCGAUGACCCUGGUCUGCUAGCGCGAGGGGGAACAACGGGAGAGGAUUCGGAAGGAAAAGCGGAUUAAAGAGUUGUUUUUUUCUUCCUCCACCUCCACCAACAACACCACCCAAAAAAAAACCCGUCCGGGUUGUGUCUGUCUCCAGCGAGCGGCGACUGCGGGUCGACACUUUUUGGAAUUAACCGUUGAGGGGUCUUGAGAGGACAGCCCCACUUGCACGCCCAGUCAUAGCGUUCGUCCAAGGCUUCACCAUGAACCGGAACAAGCGCGAGAAGGAGUACUACAGCAUCGAUGUGGGCGAUUCGACUUUUAUGGUUUUGAAGCGCUACCAGAACCUCAGACCCAUCGGAUCCGGCGCCCAGGGAAUCGUCUGUUCAGCGUACGAUCACAACUUUGAGAGGAACGUCGCCAUCAAGAAGCUGAGCCGGCCGUUCCAGAAUCAAACCCACGCCAAGCGGGCCUACAGGGAGCUGGUGCUCAUGAAAUGUGUCAACCACAAGAACAUAAUCGGCCUAUUAAAUGUAUUCACGCCCCAGAAGACACUGGAAGAAUUCCAAGACGUGUAUCUAGUGAUGGAGCUGAUGGAUGCCAACCUGUGCCAGGUGAUUCAGAUGGAGCUGGACCACGAGAGGCUGUCCUACCUGCUCUACCAGAUGCUGUGCGGAAUCAAACACCUGCACGCCGCCGGCAUCAUCCACCGGGACCUGAAGCCCAGCAACAUCGUGGUGAAGUCGGACUGCACCCUGAAGAUCCUGGACUUCGGCCUGGCCCGGACGGCCGCCACCGGCCUCCUGAUGACGCCCUACGUGGUCACGCGGUACUACCGCGCCCCCGAGGUCAUCCUGGGCAUGGGCUACCAGGCCAACGUGGAUGUCUGGUCUGUUGGCUGCAUCAUGGCUGAAAUGGUCCGGGGCAGUGUGCUGUUCCCAGGCACUGACCACAUCGACCAGUGGAACAAGGUGAUCGAGCAGCUGGGAACGCCGUCCCUGGAGUUCCUGAUGAAGCUCAACCAAUCGGUGAGGACCUACGUGGAGAACCGGCCGCGCUACGCCGGCUACAGCUUCGAGAAGCUCUUCCCCGACGUCCUGUUCCCCGCCGACUCCGAGAACAACAAGCUGAAAGCGAGCCAGGCCCGAGACCUGCUCUGCAAGAUGCUGGUGAUAGACGCGUCGAAGCGGAUCUCCGUGGACGAGGCUCUGAAGCACCCCUACAUCAACGUGUGGUACGACCCGACCGAAGUGGAGGCGCCGCCGCCCGCGAUCACAGACAAGCAGCUGGAUGAGAGAGAGCACACGGUGGACGAGUGGAAAGAACUGAUAUACAAAGAAGUGUUCGACUGCGAUGAGAGGACGAAGAACGGCGUCGUCAGGGGACCGCCGGCCUCCAUCGCACAGGUGCAGCAGUGAGCAGCAGCACGCGUCCACCGACCCGGCCCCCCUGACUGCGGCCUGGAUGACGAGCAUCUCCACCUCCUCGUGGUCCCAUCCUGGUCUCAUCUAAGACCAAUCCACUGGCUCCGCCCCCUUCCCCCUCCUCUUGGUCCCAUCCUGGUCUUACCUGAGACCAAUCCACUGGCUCUGGCUCCGCCCCCCCCCCCUCCCUCUCUGUGCUUGUCUUCAGUAGUGUAGCGGUUAGCCAGCUAGCUGUUUGAAAAAUAUUUUUAUUUCUGAAAGGACAGAUUAUUUCUUUUUUUCCUUUUUUUACAGUCCUUUAAUUUGUCUUUUUUAUUAGAAUUUAUUUUUCUUCCUUUGAGUCCCAGCUGUAAUUUAUUUGUGGCAUUUUCUUAAUUUUUUUUCUUCAGAAACCUAAGAUGACGACGAGAGGAUUUUUUUUUAAUUUAAUUUUUUUUAAUGAUUUCACUACGUUCCGGUUUUUAUUAAACCGACGUUGAGGAAAUUGAAAGAAAUAUAUCUUGUAAAAUGUUUAGCGUGAUCUUUUUAUUUUUAUUUUUUACAACCUGCCACGUCGAUUUGAGUUUGUACAGAUUUUACGGUCGACGUGGAUUUACCUUCGAUACGAGUUUGCAGUGAGGCGUUGAAACACAACACGUAGUUAUCAUCAUGCAGAUUUUAUUUCAAAUGCAUAUGACAUAGAACUGAGAUCGUAAGAAAAUGUAUUUCCCGAGUCACGACUACUUCCUCCUAACAUUUAACGAAAGCUUUAUCAUUUUACUCCUUCACAGAAAAUGACUCACUCGUAUAUGAUUACAUUGUUUUUGACUUUCAGUAUUGAUGAUGGAAAAGUCUACGUUUUUAAAAGUGCUUCUUCUAGUCUGAGACAUUUAGGAAGCGGAGCGGCGGCGGUCUGGAUGCUCGCCGCUCCUUCACGGUGUUUUUUUGGCGUGCUUUUGGGAAGUUUAUCGAGACGGAAAAGAUGAGAGAGAGAGAGAGAUAUGAGGAGGUUGUGUAUGUAGAAUGUGCUUCAGGUGGAGUAGGGAACCGUGAUGUCGAGAGAGGGCGAGUGGAUGUUGGAGGCGGAGCUUCAAGAUCCUGCUGUUGGUAAUGUGCUUUUUCUUUAAAAACUUUGAGAAGGGAUUUUUUUGGCCUGCAAUUUGUGGAGAGAAAUUAAACUAAAAAACGGAUUCAUUCUCGCGUUAUGCAAUAAUAAUAAUAUUCGUGCCCGUUUUGAGCGUCUGUCUUUUUUUUGUAGUUUUGUUUUGAGCGUCGACGGAAAGGAAAAGUGCCUGCUGAGCGUUUUCAUUCGAUGUCGGUUAACAGCGGUGGUCUCAAGUGAUAACGCGUGAGGUGGGGGGGGGGGGGGGGGGGUGUAGUUCUCACAAAUGUAUUGUAUAUUUUUCUACUGGUUUUCGGAGUCGGACUUCAGCGUCCUGCGGGGUGAGGAGGAGGAGGAGGCGGAGGCGGUUCUAUCAAGGUGCUUCAUCAAAGUAAUAAGAAGUGUUUCCGUUUGUUUCGUGGCGUCGUGGUCGAGCUUUUCUUUGAGGACUAAUUUAAUGUGAUGAUUGUAAGAGCGAUGAAAAUAAACAGGGUGUUUUUUAUUAUUAUUAUUAUUCUUUUUUUUACUCCACUACCGGAUCAAACUGAGCGAAGGGAAACGCUGCGUCUACGUCAGUAUUUGGAUCUGCAAAUCAAUGUUCUUUUAUUUAGUUUUUUAUAAAGAUCGUGAAUUGGUAAAUUAAUAAAAACCGAGGGGCCCCGAUGGCGUUUUAAACUUCCCAUGCGGCAGUUGUGUUUCGCUUUAAAUGUUCGCAUCACGAAGCGUGAACACGUCUUUAAUAACGCUCUCAAUUACUGUAGAGCACGACGCGCCUCCUCUUUGUCCAGGUGUGUGUGUGUGUUUAAUGGGGUUGCACCAUACAAACUUAAGGAUAUCUUAUAUAUAUAUAUAUUAUAUAAAAUAUAUUUAUUUAUUAUAUAUUUAAUAUAAAAUGUAUAUUAUAUAUAUAUGUAUAUAUUAUAUUUAAUUUGAUAUAAAAUAUAUAUUUUAUUCUCGAUUAUAUAUAUAUAUUAUAUAUACAUUUAUUUUAUAUAUAUAAUAUAUAUAUUGUAUAUUAUAUAAUAUAUGUAUAUAUUGUAUAUUAUAUAAAAUAUAUACAUAUACAAUAUAUAUAUUUAUUUAAAAUAUAUAUGAUGUACGUGAGCCUCAGAAUUAAUGACAUACCUAGAUAAUACACGACUGAAAUUGAUUUGGUCGUUCAGUUGAACAUUAUUGGCACGUUUUGUAAUUUGGUGUCAUUGUUUUUGUUAACGUUGAAUAAAUUAGCAGUUAUUUAGCACUCAAUAUUUAACUUUUUCUUUGCCAGAUGUAGUUUAUGUGGUGCAACCCAUUUAAACGUCGUGAUGUCGCGUCUCCUCGGAGCUCCUCUGGCCUUCAGGCCCCAGAAUUAGAAAAAGUGAAGGUUUCAUUUUGGUUCAGCACUGACUUCAAGUAAUUGUUAGAUUACAACACAAACAACAUAAACAACCCCUUAAACAGCGUCACAUCUGUAGGAAACUUGCUUUAAUAAUCCAUUUAAAAAGACCUUCCGUUGACGAAAGUGCUCUUAAUUUCUCAAUUGGACUAUUUUAGGUUGUUGCUUUUCUUCUUCUUUAAAUAUAAUUACCGCAUCUCUCCAAAACGCUGUAAUUGUGAUUUAAAGUGGGCUUUGAUGAACUACCUUACGCUGAACUUCUGCCAGUUCUUUUCGUUUGACUUCCGUCGCUGUGGAGGACGUGUGAAUAACAGAUUCCGUUAUUUAUUUAUUUUGAACGUGUACUAUUUGUCGGUUUCAACAGACUUCUAGUUUUGUACAUUAUGUAUACUUCACCUGGAAGUAAGAGAAUUGUUAUAUGUAUUUUGUUGUUUUUGAAGUGGGGGGGUAGGGAGGGUUUUAUUACAUUUUUAUUUUUAUUUUUUAAACUAAAUGUGCAAUACCUUCAGCAAACUGUGCUAGUGUGUGUGUGUGUGUGUGUGUGUGUGUGUUAGCUGUCUCCUGAAGGUAAACAAAAUGUUUGGUACUGUCGAUCCAUGUUUUCCUUUCCUUUAUUUUUAUGAAUAAGAUUCAUUUUUAGUUCUGUGGCUCGUUUAUCGUCAUGUUGCGUAAUCGCUGAGGUUUCUUUUUUUGACGGAUGUGUUAUAGGGACGAAUAAUGUUAAUAAAACACGUAAAGAAGAUACAAUAAAUCAUUUAUAUAUGUACGGCGCCGGGUUUUUUUGGUUACGUUUUGCUCGUGAAUCCAGUCCAUGCAAAGUAGUUUUUAAGAAUUCCUGGAUCUGCACGUCUCCCCCCCCCCCCAAAAAAAAACAACGCAACCAACGAAGAAGUGCACGGUUUUAGAAUUCAUGCACUCGGAUGAUGUCACUGGGAUCGGAUGAUGUCACCUCUAAAGAGAAACACGGAAAAUAAUCAUGUACUGCAAAUAAAAAGAAAAAAAAUACACUUUGA
Pseudoliparis swirei is the source of this 5001-nucleotide messenger RNA. RefSeq names its product mitogen-activated protein kinase 8b (gene mapk8b). The coding region runs from base 372 to 1526 and encodes 384 amino acids. Gene Ontology annotation, molecular function: JUN kinase activity; ATP binding. The transcript has 12 exons. The record is from RefSeq and is a predicted model, not a curated record. Gene Ontology annotation, biological process: protein phosphorylation; JNK cascade. Gene Ontology annotation, cellular component: nucleus; cytoplasm. Lineage: Eukaryota; Metazoa; Chordata; Actinopteri; Perciformes; Liparidae.